This is a messenger RNA of Mastomys coucha (southern multimammate mouse), 2773 nucleotides long. It is a transcript of the gene Nars1, whose product is annotated as asparaginyl-tRNA synthetase 1. Gene Ontology annotation, molecular function: ATP binding; nucleic acid binding; asparagine-tRNA ligase activity. NCBI's taxonomy places the organism in Eukaryota, Metazoa, Chordata, Mammalia, Rodentia, Muridae. The record is from RefSeq and is a predicted model, not a curated record. The transcript is spliced from 15 exons. Gene Ontology annotation, cellular component: cytoplasm. Gene Ontology annotation, biological process: asparaginyl-tRNA aminoacylation. The coding region runs from base 221 to 1897 and encodes 558 amino acids.
CACUCCGCCCAGGGUCUUCGAACCGGAAGUGUUCUCUUCCCUGACUAAAAAUGGCGGCCACUGCCUCACUCGCCCACCUCGUCUAGCCAAUGGACACCCGACGUUCCGCUGACUCACAUCCGCAACCGCUGGCUCUUAGGUGAUCUGAUGCAACAACGCCUCAGUCAAGGAAGCCUUAGAGUGCACGUUGCGGGGAGCGGGUGGCGGUGGUGCAGUGUCGAUGUCCUCAGAGGUGGUCAGGGGGACUGCAGAGAUGGUUCUCGAGCUCUAUGUCUCUGACCGAGAAGGAAAUGAUGCAACGGGAGAUGGAACCAAGGAGAAACCAUUCAAAACAGGCCUAAAGGCUUUGAUGACAGUUGGAAAAGAGCCGUUUCCCACCAUUUAUGUGGAUUCACAAAAGGAAAAUGAGAGGUGGGAUGUUAUUUCUAAGUCACAGAUGAAGAACAUCAAGAAGAUGUGGCACAGAGAACAGAUGAAGAACGAUUCUCGGGAGAAGAAAGAGGCAGAAGAUAACUUACGAAGAGAAAAGAACUUGGAGGAAGCAAAAAAAAUUAUCAUUAAAAAUGACCCGAGCCUACCAGAGCCGGCAUGUGUAAAGAUUCGUGCGUUAGAAGGAUACAGAGGCAAGAGAGUGAAGGUGUUUGGCUGGGUCCACAGAUUACGCAGGCAAGGAAAGAAUUUGAUGUUUUUGGUGUUGCGAGAUGGUACGGGUUAUCUUCAGUGUGUCUUGUCAGAUGACUUGUGUCAAUGCUACAAUGGAGUAGUCUUGUCCACGGAGAGUAGUGUGGCAGUGUAUGGAACACUAAACCUAACUCCAAAGGGCAAACAGGCUCCGGGAGGCCAUGAGCUGAGCUGCGACUUCUGGGAACUUGUGGGGCUGGCUCCAGCUGGAGGGGCUGAUAACCUGAUCAACGAGGAAUCGGAUGUGGACGUCCAGCUCAACAACCGGCACAUGAUGAUCCGGGGAGAGAACAUGUCCAAAAUCCUGAAAGCACGGUCCAUGAUCACCAGGUGUUUUAGGGACCACUUCUUCGACAGGGGGUACUGUGAAGUUACCACUCCAACACUGGUGCAGACGCAGGUGGAAGGUGGGGCCACACUCUUCAAGCUUGACUAUUUCGGGGAAGAAGCAUUUUUGACCCAGUCCUCACAGUUGUACCUGGAGACCUGCCUUCCAGCCCUGGGAGAUGUUUUUUGUAUAGCCCAGUCAUACAGGGCCGAACAGUCCAGGACACGGAGACACCUGGCUGAGUUCACUCACGUGGAAGCCGAGUGCCCUUUCCUGACCUUUGAGGACCUCCUGAACCGUUUAGAGGACCUAGUGUGUGAUGUGGUGGCCAGAGUCUUGAAGUCACCAGUGGCAAGCAUAGUGCAUGACCUCCACCCGAACUUUAAACCCCCCAAACGACCCUUCCGCCGGAUGAACUAUCGCGAUGCUAUUGAGUGGCUGAGGGAGCAUGAUGUAAAGAAAGAAGAUGGGACAUUCUACGAGUUUGGAGAUGAUAUUCCCGAAGCGCCAGAGAGACUGAUGACAGACACCAUUAAUGAACCAAUCCUGCUGUGUCGAUUUCCUGUGGAGAUUAAGUCCUUCUAUAUGCAGCGCUGUCCUGAGGAUCCUCGCCUUACUGAAUCUGUAGACGUGUUGAUGCCCAACGUCGGUGAGAUUGUGGGAGGCUCGAUGCGCUCCUGGGACAGUGAGGAGAUUCUAGAAGGCUAUAAGAGGGAAGGGAUUGACCCCGCUCCCUAUUACUGGUAUACAGAUCAGAGAAAAUAUGGCACAUGUCCUCAUGGAGGGUACGGCUUGGGCUUGGAGCGAUUUCUCAGCUGGAUUCUGAACAGGCAUCACAUCCGAGAUGUGUGCUUAUACCCUCGGUUUCUCCAGCGCUGCACGCCCUGACCUCGAGGGGAUGAAAAGUUAAGACUACUGGUCUCUGCAAAAGAACAAAUGCCCAGAUUGCCCCUUGACGUCCGGUUGGGGGUAGUAGCUUUCUCCUGCCUUUGUGUUCUUUCUUCCCAUUGUCACAAGAAGCAGUAGGUGUCACUUGAACAUCAAGUGGCAUUGGUAUUGUUCCUCUAAUAAAAAUACUCAUGACAAAAUUGUCACGUCACUCUUUAGUUAUGGAAAUAUUUUACUGAGCUGUAGAUUACAAUCAUCGUAUUAAAUAAGUCUAUUAAUUAAGCCAUAUAUGACUAUACAGUUUUUAAUUAUGGUCUGGCAUUCCAGUGACUCCAUCUUUUAAGUGUCACUGGAGUUCUUUAAUUUAUUAUAUACAUCAGUUACAGCAAGCAUCUAAAAGAGUAAUUGGCUCUUUGACGUAAAGGAUACUGGAGUUGAAUACAUAGCCUUUACGUUCACUAUAUCUUUUCUAAAUUCAUACAGUGUCUAUUCUGAGGGGUAUGAGUUGACAGGGAAAAAAUUAUUGAAGUGGAAUUGGAUUAUAAUUUGCAGUGAGCAUGAUUUGGAUGGUGGGUUAUUCACAUGAUUCCAACCCCCUCAACCUUUAGUUUAAGAACAGAGGGCAGGUGGGGCUUCCCUCUUUGAUGUAAUUCCUGGGUGACAAAAUGUAAAUCUGUUUCCAAAGGCUUUGCCCUUGGAAUCUUAGCCACCAUAGACAGCUAGGUGAUCCCUGCCUCGCUUGCUCGCUUGUCCUUAGGUGCCAUCUGCGCAGCCUUGUAGGCUCAGCAGGAUCACUGAUGGCUGCAGUGCCCAGUUGCUCUCCUCAAUGCAUGCCAUGUGUUCUGAUGUAACUAAUAAAUGAGCAGUAGUUAAAAA